UUUCGUGUUUCUUGGGUCAUCACAUUGACUUUAAUAUGACGGUUCUACAUCUGUGCUUAUUCGCGACUUUUUGGAGAGCUGUGCAUGCUAUCCAUCCAGAUUGUGCUAUUAUCUCCCAGCUUAUCCAAGACCAAGAGAUCUGCAUCAAAAAUAGGAAGAGAGAAAUGAAGAACCAGUCUCAACAAAAAGGUUGUGGGACGGAUUGGGAUGGGAUCCGCUGCUGGCAUACAGCCAAUUCUGGACAACUAAUCAAUGUGUCCUGUUCGGAAGUCUUCCAGCAUAUAUUUAACACUCAAGGUUUUAUAUACAGGAACUGCACGGCUCAUGGCUGGAGUGACCCAUAUCCUCCAUAUGACGAGGCCUGUGUAUUUGAAGAUGAUUCAGAGUCGGGGACUGUGACAACUUACUUAUCGACUUUGAAACAGCUGUACACUGCAGGAUACGCAACAUCGCUUAUAUCACUCAUUACAGCCGUUAUCAUAUUCACAUGCUUCAGGAAGUUUCACUGUACCAGAAACUACAUACACAUCAAUCUGUUUGUUUCCUUCAUCCUGCGGGCUAGUGCAGUCUUCAUCAAAGACGCCGUUCUGUUCUCAGAUGAAACUCAGGACCACUGUUUAAUGUCCACGAUAGCGUGUAAGACUGCCGUAACCUUCUUCCAGUUCUGCAUCCUCAGUAAUUACUUCUGGCUGCUGGUGGAGGGCAUGUACCUGCAGACGCUCCUCGCCCUUGCCUUCGUCUCGCAGAGGAAGUACUUCUGGUGGUACAUUCUGAUAGGAUGGGGCGUCCCAUCAGUUGUGCUGAUUGUGUGGGUGUUGACCAGACAAUUCUUUGAUAACAGAGGAUGUUGGGAUGACACAGAUAAUAUGAAUAUCUGGUGGAUCAUUAAAGGACCGAUCACAGCAUCACUGUUUGCUAAUAUCAUCAUCUUCCUAAAUGUGAUUCGAAUCUUGGUUCAGAAAUUGAAAAGUCCUGGAGUUGGUGGCAAUGACACAGGUCACUUCAUGAGACUGGCCAAGUCCACCUUGUUUCUGAUUCCUCUGUUUGGGAUGCACUACACUGUGUUUGCCUUUCUGCCAGAAAACACGGGUGAAAUUAUCCGAUUCUACAUCGAACUCGGCCUGGGCUCCUUCCAGGGCUUUGUGGUGGCACUUCUUUAUUGUUUUCUCAAUGGAGAAGUACAGGCAGAGUUGAAGCGCAGGUUAUGGACGUGGCACACCCAGACUCAUCUGAGCCCCAGUAAAAAGCGUCGGGUCACUGUUACUCAGAUCAUGAUGCAUGAGACUGCUCAUCCACAGACUGACGUCUGCAACGGCUACAUCACGUCUGUGUGAACACACCUGGAGGGUGCAGGCGGAAAGACACGCUAAAGACUUCAAGAGCUUCCCGCUCAGCUCCGGAGAGUGGAAGACGGUCACAUGAGAGGAAACAGGUACCCGUACAGCACUUAUCAAGGUCAUGUUGAAAACACCAGAGUUAUGGAUUUGUAAAACUACAACCAGAUGUUAGAGUUCAUGACACAGCAAGUGUGUGGAGGCUUGAUUUGAUUGAGGACCAGCUGAUAAUGAAAAUGGCCUGGUCCUGAUGGUGGCUUUUUUGGGAAAUGGCUGAUUAACAUUUGAAAAAUCUGAUUGUAUAUCAGUAUUUGAUUUUGGUAUGCAAAUGAGAGUGAUUAUAAAAUGUUAAGAAUUUUUAUUUACAUCCUCAUUCCAAGUUAGAUGAGCUAGAUGGCGUAAACUGUAAACUGAUAAUAACACAAUUCAUAUUUAUCAGUUUGGAGGCAUUUCAUUUUUACAGUUAUUAAUAAGCUAUUUAUUAUUGCUGAUGGCAAGGUGUG
Rhinichthys klamathensis goyatoka is the source of this 1837-nucleotide messenger RNA. RefSeq names its product growth hormone releasing hormone receptor a (gene ghrhra). Gene Ontology annotation, biological process: cell surface receptor signaling pathway; adenylate cyclase-modulating G protein-coupled receptor signaling pathway. Gene Ontology annotation, cellular component: plasma membrane. The record is from RefSeq and is a predicted model, not a curated record. The coding region runs from base 36 to 1334 and encodes 432 amino acids. The transcript is spliced from 13 exons. Gene Ontology annotation, molecular function: peptide hormone binding; G protein-coupled peptide receptor activity. NCBI's taxonomy places the organism in Eukaryota, Metazoa, Chordata, Actinopteri, Cypriniformes, Leuciscidae.